UCAACAAACACGGCGAAGCAACUGUUUCAUGUAAAUUACAUGUGAAAGGUCGUCAGGGUAUCAUUAUGGAACCCCAACUUCCAUCCAACUUCAGAACUGGAACGGAAAGUUUGCAAAAACUUGAGGAAAAUCUCCAUAAGCGCGAAGAAAUCUUCGUUGACGAAGAAGAAGCGCAUCCACCUAAAUUUACUGUUGAUAUCGCUGAUAAUUUAGAUGUGCCCGAAGGUGGACCAAUUCAUUUCGACUGUCGAGUUGAGCCGGUCGGUGAUCCAACAAUGCGAAUUGAUUGGUUCCACAAUGGUCGUCCAAUGGCCACCGGAUCAAGAGUGCAUCAAUUAAACGAUUUUGGAUUUAUUGCACUCGAUAUUGACUACAUUUACUUGCGUGAUUCUGGUGAAUAUGCAUGCCGUGCCGUAAAUAAAUGGGGACAGGCAGUCACCAAAGCCAAAGUCACUUGUAUUGGUAAACAGGGCAUCGUUUCCGAUUCACAAUUGCCACACGGCAUGACUGUCGAACAUUUGAAAGAUUUGGAACGUGGCCCAGUUACAGAACCAGCUCCUGAACCAGCCCCAGCCGGACCACCAAAAUUCUUAACGCAAAUCAAAUCAUGGACGGUAGAAGAAUCAGAAUCCAUUCGAUUUGAAUGUCGUGUUGAACCGAAAAGCGAUCCAAAUCUUCGCAUCGAAUGGUACCGUAAUGGCAAAUUGCUACCAUCAGGUCAUCGCUUUAGAAACUUAUACGAUCUUGGUUAUGUUUCAUUGGAUAUUUUGUAUGUGUAUGCUGAAGAUAGCGGUGAAUAUGUAUGCAGAGCCGUUAAUGAUUUUGGAGAAGAUUUCACCAAAGCAACUAUUUCAUGUAAACAAUUGCCAUCGAUCAUAUUGCAAAAUCAAGUUCCAAAAGGAAUGAAAACAUCCGAAACAUUGAUGCAAAUGGAAGCUGCCAUCAAAAAAUACACAUCAGAAAUUUUCCUCACCGAAGAUGAUAUGUAUGAUGCAGACAAAAAACAACCACCACGUUUUGUUACCCAAAUUAAAGAUCAAACAACUCUAGUUGAAAUGCAAUCAACCAAAUUCGAAUGUCAACUUGCACCAGUCGGCGAUCCAAACAUGAAAGUUGAAUGGUUCUUCAAUGGAAAACCACUUCAUCACAAAAAUCGCUUUGAACCAAUUUAUGAUUUUGGUUAUGUGGCAAUGAACUUCGGAUGGGUCUAUCCAGAAGAUAGUGGUGAAUAUGUGUGCAAGGCAACGAAUUUGUAUGGACAGGAUGAAACUAGAGCAAUCAUCAAAACAUCAGGCAAACCUGGCAUUAUUUAUGAUUCACAGUUGCCCAAACACAUGAAGAGUAUUGAUAAGAUUCGUGAAAUGGAAGCAUCUUGGCAAGUUGUACCCGAAGAACCGGAUGAAGAUGCUAAACCAAGAACAGCACCAAUUUUCGUCAGCAAACCAGAGUCAGUUCAAGUUGAAGAAGGUGAAUGGGCUCGAUUUUGUGUGCGCGUCACAGGUCAUCCACGUCCACGUGUUAUGUGGCUCAUCAAUGGUCAUACCGUUGUCAAUGGUUCUCGUUUCAAACUAACAUACGACGGAAUGUACCAUUUGGAUAUACCAAAAACCAGACAAUACGAUACUGGUAAAGUUGAGGUUAUCGCCAGAAGUUCAGUUGGUGAAGCUAUAGAAACGGUGGACCUUAAAAUCGUUCCACGAACUGAUGACUAUCGUGGUGUCCUUAAAAAUUCACCAAGACCAUGGUACGAUUCAGAAUUGGUUCCAUACCAAAAAGAUCGAAAAGAAACCGAACUUGAAAAAACAUUCGAAGAUCGUAGACAAUACUUGGCAGAACAGGGCAGUGUUAAGGUUGGUGACCAUUUUGCAAAGAGCAAACAAGAUGUCAAAGAAAUUCCUGAAUGGACGAAGACCGUACAACAAAAGAAAACGGAAAACUACUAUAACAAACUGCAAGAACUUGAAACAGAUCAAUUGCUUCGCGAGACAAAACUUCGCGAAGAAAGUCAUCAGUUUGCAAUUCCCGGCGAUAAAGUUGUUAACAAAUCAAUGGCAAAGGGAAUGGCACAAAAAUACCAAGAACAAUUGGAGAAAACCGAAGAUGUCGUUGACACAAGCACAACAACGGUUCGUAAAGUAAACCAGCAACAAUCUGUGCAACCACAAGAAUCUUCAGUGCAUGGCCGUGAAGUGCACAUUAAUCGUCAAAAGCAAACGCAAAAAGAAACGGUUGGUGACGUUGAAAUAACACGUAAGAUAACUGCAACAGAAACAACAGAGGUUGAACACAAAGGUUCAGCUCAAGAGCGUAUGGUAGAAGGACAAGUGAAACCAUCCAAUCCACCUGUUUUCACAAAGAAGAUUCAACCAUGCCGUGCAUUUGAAAACGAACAAGCUCGUUUUGAAGUCGAAUACGAUGGUGAUCCGAUUCCAAAAGUGCAAUGGUAUCGUGAAAAUUUCCCAAUCCAAAAUUCGCCAGUGUUCCAAAUUCAUACAUUUGGAACGAAAUCAAUUUUGAUGAUUCGUCAAGUGUUCCUUGAAGAUUCAGCAAUGUUUUCAGUAAUUGCUGAAAAUCGUGGAGGCACAGCUAAGUGUAGUGCCAAUUUGGUGGUUGAAGAAAGAAAACGUUCCGGCAAAGGAGCGGCUAUACCACCAAGCUUUUUGACUACUGUUCAAGAUACCGCAGUUAAUGAAGGUCAAUUGGCACGUUUCGACGCUAAAAUUAAUGGCACAAAACCAUUGGACGUAUACUGGUUGAAAAAUGGACAGAAAAUCGUGCCGAAUAUCAAGUAUAAGAUCGUUGAAGAGGACAACACAUACACACUAUUAAUCAUCGAAGCGUUCCAAGAAGAUGCUGGCGCUUAUGAAUGUGUUGCCGUAAAUAAUUCGGGAGAGGCUCGAUGUGAAGCUGAAUGUACAAUUUUAUCAUCUAAAUCAGCGCCAAAACAACCACAACAAUCUGUUCCGGGCACCGAAAAAACACCAACACUCAUUGAACCACUAAAAGAUCAGACAAUUAAUGAAGGUUCAAGUGUUGCAUUCAAAUGCCGAGUUAUUGGCAAACCAAAUCCAACAGCUCAAUGGUUCAAGGGACCAAAUAUUAUUAAACCAUCGAAAUUCUUCCAAAUGUCACGCGACGGUGAAUAUUAUAGUUUGCGAAUUACCGAAGCUUUCCCCGAGGACGAAGGCGUUUACAAGUGUGAAUUGGCCAAUUCGCUUGGUAAAAUUACAACAAGCGCCAACUUGCGUGUACGAGCACCCGAACAGCAAGAAGCUCUACCAACAUUGUCUCCAAUGAAAGAUGUUGUUGUACAGGAAGGAAGUCCAGCUCAAUUCAAAACAACAAUUUCUGGAAAAACAAAGCCAACCAAUGUUCAAUGGUUCCGUGAAGGUGCUUUGAUUCCUGAAUCACCAGACUUCCAGAUGAUUUUUGAUGGAAACAAUGCCGUAUUAUUGAUUGCCACCACAUAUGAAGAAGACUCUGGUCUUUUCACUUGCCGCGUCACCAGUUCUGCAGGCCAGGUCAAAACGUCGGCUAAACUUGUCGUUAAAAGUAAGAACUAAAUAAGAUCUGUUGUCUGAACCGUUUCUGUUUUGUGUUAUUUGUUUGAUUUGUAAUUUUCGCGAUACAUUAUUUUUAGCUUUGAAAAUUUGAAAGACAAAAGAAACAAAAAUACUAAAAGUUCAAGAGAGAAAAGAAACUACUCGGUGCAUACAUUUUCGCCGAAACAAAAUUAAAAAAAAAAAACUAGUAAAGCAAAAAGUUAUCUC
This is a messenger RNA of Contarinia nasturtii (swede midge), 3770 nucleotides long. Its product is annotated as titin-like. The coding region runs from base 66 to 3563 and encodes 1165 amino acids. NCBI's taxonomy places the organism in Eukaryota, Metazoa, Arthropoda, Insecta, Diptera, Cecidomyiidae. The transcript is spliced from 10 exons. The record is from RefSeq and is a predicted model, not a curated record.